UAAGUUCUAUUUUCUAUUCUAUCACAGAAUUUAUAAUCAUAUUCUGUGGCUCUAUGAGUUAUGACUAAAAAAAAAUAGUUUUCCAAAAUUAUGAAUUCAGAAAUUGGCAUAUAAAAAGUAAAAUUCAAUGGGACUUCGUUUUAGUGUCUUUAUAUGUUAAUUCUAUUCAUUCGGGAAAGUGUGAACGUUCCGUUUUUUAAAAACAGCUUUUCUCUCUCUAUCUAAUACGUACAAGAUUGCAGAAAAAUUGUGGACUGUCAAUCUUUAGGAAUUUUUGUUGCGUAUUUAAAAUCCGUCAAUUUUAAUCAAAUUGCCGUUCGUAUUAAUCAGUUUAAGUAAUUUAAUUCAUAAUGCCUAGAGGAAAAUUUACAAAUCACAAAGGUCGCAACCGCAGAUUUACGAACCCAGAAGAACUGGAAGAAGAACGAAGGAGAGAAGAGCAAAAAAAGAAGUGGAGACAACAGCAGGGGGUUAGCAGCAGUGAGGAAUCUGAUGAUGAGGCUACCGGUGAUAAGAAAAUUAGUGAAGAAUCUGGCAGUGAAUCAGAGGAGGAAAGUAGCGAAGAAGAUAAGAAAGCAAAAGGUGUUUCUAAUCUAAUAGAAAUAGAGAAUCCAAAUAGGGUACAAAAGAAAGUAAAGAAACUCUCUACUCUGAACACAACAGAUCUAGAGAGCAAGCCACAGCUAUCCAGGCGAGAGAGGGAAGAAAUAGAGAGGCAACGGGCACAGGCCCAUUACCAGAAGCUGCAUGCGGAGGGCAAGACGGACCAGGCAAGGGCGGAUCUUGCGCGGCUGGCGAUCAUCAAACAACAGAGAGAGGAAGCUAAGAAGAGAAGAGAAGCCGAACAGAAAGAAAAGGAAAAUGCUGCUAAAGAAAAAACGGCUCAGGUGAAGAAAGCCCUAGGAAAAAAAUAAAUUUAUUUUUAAGAUAUCACUCAGUUUUCAUAUUAUUGCAAUAUUAAUUAAUAUAAAUGUGUUUCACUGUUCAAUGUGCGGAGAAGUUCAAUAGCGUGUUUUAUUUCGUGACGAAUUUAUGGUCACUGGGCACAGAUGAAAAAAAGGAUGUUUAUUAUAUCAUUUAUAUUAUGUCUUUUGUAAUAAUAAAUUAAGAAAUUAACAGUAA
Molecule: messenger RNA, 1122 nt
Organism: Anoplophora glabripennis (Asian longhorned beetle)
Lineage: Eukaryota; Metazoa; Arthropoda; Insecta; Coleoptera; Cerambycidae
Product: 28 kDa heat- and acid-stable phosphoprotein
Exons: 4
Coding region: 351-914 (187 amino acids)
Cellular component (GO): cytosol
Molecular function (GO): RNA binding
Source: RefSeq, a predicted model, not a curated record